UUCCAUUGAAGAAGAAGAACUUGCUGAGGCAUUGAUUCUCACCCACCUUCACCAACCUUCCACCCCCAGCUCUUCUUCUUCUUCUUCUUCUUCUUCUUCAGUUAGUCUCCUUUCCUCUGACACUAUCAAUGGCGCGACUCACAUUGUUGGUUACUCUGUUAUCCUUCCUAGUCCCUCCUCAGUUGGUACCAGGUGUCUACUCCACGACUUUCACGCUCGUCAACAAGUGCGACCACACGGUGUGGCCCGGCAUCCUCUCCAACGGCGGCGAGCAACCCUUCUCCUCCACCGGCUUCGCCCUCGACAGCGGCGCCUCCAAGUCCCUCGCCGCCCCCGCCGCCUGGGGCGGCCGCUUCUGGGGCCGCACCCACUGCUCCGAAGACUCCACCGGGAAGUUCUCCUGCCUCACCGGCGACUGCGGCUCCGGCAAGCUCGAGUGCUCCGGCAGCGGCGCCGCCCCGCCGGCCACCCUCGCCGAGUUCAAGCUCGACGGCUACGGCGGCAUGGACUUCUUCGACGUCAGCCUCGUGGACGGCUACAACCUCCCGCUGCUGGUGGCCCCGCAGGGGGGGUCGGGCCAGAACUGCACCACCACGGGGUGCGUCGUCGACCUGAACGCCGCCUGCCCGUCGGAGCUGAAGGUGACGAGCAGCGACGGGUCGGAGGGGGUGGCGUGCAAGAGCGCGUGCGAGGCGUUCCAGCAGCCGCAGUAUUGCUGCAGCGGCGCCUACAGCACGCCGCAGACGUGCAAGCCCUCCUCCUACUCGGAGCUGUUCAAGAGCGCCUGCCCGCGCGCCUACAGCUACGCGUACGACGACGGCACCAGCACCUUCACCUGCGCCGACGCCGACUACGUCAUCACCUUCUGCCCGUCUCCCAACACCAGCCAGAAAUCGUCGUCGUCGUCUUCCGCCUCAUCGGACCAGGCAACGCCGGCCGCCUCGGACUCUUUCAACAACAACACGAUGGUGUACGAGGGCGUGGAGGAAACGAGCGGCGCGGCGGCCAGCCACGCGGUGGCGGGGCUGGUCGGCGUCGGGGUGGCAGUUUGGCAGCUGUGGCAGCUCUCCUGAAGUAUUCCGCAACUACUUUCUUCUUAGACGACUAACCUUUUAGUUUAGGAUCAAUAUUAAUUAGGCCCAUUUAGCUUCGUAGUUACUUUCACAUGCACACCCAAGGACUAACCUUUUAGUUUAGGAUUAAUAUUAAGUAGGCCCAUUUAGCUUCGGAGUUACAUUCACAUGCACACCCAUCUAUACUUUUUGGCGUGGGUCCCCAAAUCGGGCGGAUCUUGGACCCACAGUUUAUGAUCUGAUCCGGCACGAAUCUAGAACGAGAUCACCGGCAUUGGCCCCACGCGCAUCUGGCCACCGUCAUGUGGAGCUGAGUCACCCAUGACAAAGAGAUCGACCGGCCAAAAACCGAAUUGGACCAUGGCCAAGGCCGGCUGGUCACGUUUCAUCAUGCCGGAUGAUGGGUUGUUGUCAUAAUCAGAGCAAACACAGCUUGCGUUAGGUUGGUUUUUGGGGGGGAUUCAUUAUUGCGAGACGAGUGCUUUUUUCGCGCUAUUCUUUGUAUUCUUUAGAUGGGAAAAAUUUGAGGGGGUGUCGUUGAAAUUUGUUCUGGAAGGUGGGGGAUUCUUUGUAGAAUGUGGCCUGUGCAUCAUUUGGUGCCAAAAUUUAUAAGGGGCGGUGCUAUUUGAUUAAA
Molecule: messenger RNA, 1707 nt
Organism: Syzygium oleosum
Lineage: Eukaryota; Viridiplantae; Streptophyta; Magnoliopsida; Myrtales; Myrtaceae
Product: thaumatin-like protein 1
Exons: 3
Coding region: 129-1073 (314 amino acids)
Biological process (GO): defense response
Cellular component (GO): extracellular region
Source: RefSeq, a predicted model, not a curated record